Naegleria lovaniensis is the source of this 1455-nucleotide messenger RNA. RefSeq lists its product as uncharacterized. The transcript has a single exon. Gene Ontology annotation, cellular component: nucleolus; preribosome, large subunit precursor. Gene Ontology annotation, molecular function: rRNA primary transcript binding. Gene Ontology annotation, biological process: maturation of LSU-rRNA; maturation of 5.8S rRNA. The record is from RefSeq and is a predicted model, not a curated record. Bases 1 to 1455 code for a protein of 484 amino acids. NCBI's taxonomy places the organism in Eukaryota, Heterolobosea, Eutetramitea, Acrasida, Naegleriidae.
AUGAAAGACCACUACUACAAGAAUCAACAUGGCCAUACGAAACGUGCCGAUUACAACAUUGCAAAAUACAUGAAGACUGCAUCGGACGAUAAAGACUCGGCAGCAUUGUUCAAAAAAAAGAACAAGAAGAAUAUUCAUCAAGUGGCAAAGAUCAUUCCUGAUGUUACUCCUUCUCAACCCUAUAUCAAACCUGCUGAAUUAACAGAUCAAUAUCCGCUCUUGAGAAUUAAUCCUAGAAAUAUCAAAAAUUCAGAUCAAAAACAUGAAAUUGUGACCAAACAACGAAAACUAAAAAGAAUUUUACAAAGUAAAAACAGAAAAGAACGUCGAAGUUUAGGAGUUCCAGUUCAACAACCAAAAACACAAGAAGACAAAAGAAUUUAUGAUCCCUCAAUCAUCACUCCAUACAAGACUAACUAUCACCCUGAAAAUGAUUUGGAAUAUAUUAAGAAUUUCAAUGAACAAGUUCAACAAGCAAAACAAGAAACAUUGGCAGAAGAAGAGAAUAUGGAUGAAUUUGAAGAAUAUUUCAAGAAUGGAAAAGAGCCAAAAAUCUUGAUUACCACUCAGUAUAAUGCCAUGUUGAAUAAGGCUAAAUCAGCAUCUAAAUUUACAAUGAUAUUUAUUAAGGAAUUAUUGAGUUGUAUUCCAAAUAGUAUUUUCAUGAGAAGAAAACAAUAUUACGUGAAGGAUGUUUUGAAAUAUGCCGAAAAGAAUGACUACACCGAUGUCAUGGUCAUUGGUGAACGUAAUAACAAACCUUCAUCUUGUCUAUUAAUUCAUUUACCUCAUGGACCAAGUGCUACUUUUAGAUUAUCAUUUCCCAAAUUAAGAAAGGAUUUGAGAAAUGUUACUCAAGCUAAAAUUGAUAGAGAUUAUUGCCAAAAGUACUAUCCAGAAUUGAUAUUGAACAAUUUUACAACACGUUUGGGUUAUAGAGUGGCAAGAAUGUUUCAAGCCAUGUUCCCUCAAAAACCUAAUUUCACAGGAAGAAGAGUAGUAACGCUCCACAAUCAACGUGAUUUUAUAUUCUUUAGACAUCAUAUUUAUCAAUUCUAUGAUGUUGAUGAAAAGAAUAAGGGAAAUGAUCAUUCAGAAUAUGAUCGAGAUGAUGUCUAUUUGGCAAGAAACGUGAAACAAGAAAUUGAGAAAUUGAACAAGCAAUUGAAAGUUGUGAACAAUGAAAUGGAUAUUCAACAAAGUGAUGAUGAAGAUGAAGAGGAUGAAAUGAGUGAAGAAGAAAUUGCCAAUGAAGAUGACAUUUCUCAACGAGUAGAGAACCACGCGAAAAAGACAGUAACUGUCACGAAAGGAGUUAAAAUUAAUGAAAUUGGACCUCGAGUGACCUUUAGAUUGCAAAGUUUACAAUUGGGCAAGUUUGAUAACUUGUUUGGUGAAUUUGAGUGGUAUGGAAGAAGUGAAUUGGUUACAGACAAGAAACAAUUUGUCAUUUAA